Molecule: messenger RNA, 2291 nt
Organism: Vombatus ursinus (common wombat)
Lineage: Eukaryota; Metazoa; Chordata; Mammalia; Diprotodontia; Vombatidae
Gene: CLDN4
Product: claudin 4
Exons: 1
Coding region: 242-871 (209 amino acids)
Biological process (GO): bicellular tight junction assembly; cell adhesion
Cellular component (GO): plasma membrane; bicellular tight junction
Molecular function (GO): structural molecule activity
Source: RefSeq, a predicted model, not a curated record
CCUCAAGCCUUAUAACUCCCUAAUAUCUGGCGGGAAGCUUCAUCAGUUGCACCUGCGAGGAGGAGGAAAGUCUUGCCUUUAUCUGCCUUAUUUUGGAAAGUGACCAUUCAGAGCUCCCUCCUUACCUGGAUUUCCCUCCCUGGAGAACUUGAAGCUGAAAUCUUGAACCCCAGCCUCUCUGGGCGCUCAGCUCCAGCGUUUCUUGCUUCUCUUCAUUUUCGGCUCCAUCUCAGGCUGAGGGAUGGGGUCCAUGGGGCUCCAGAUAAUGGGCAUUGCCCUGGCCGUGCUGGGCUGGCUGGCUUCCAUGCUGUCCUGUGCGCUGCCCAUGUGGCGGGUGACAGCCUUCAUCGGCAGCAACAUCGUGACUGCCCAGACCAUCUGGGAGGGUCUGUGGAUGAACUGUGUGGUCCAGAGCACGGGCCAGAUGCAAUGCAAGGUGUACGACUCGCUGCUGGCCCUGCCCCAGGACCUGCAGGCGGCCAGGGCCCUAGUGGUCAUCUGCAUCAUCGUGGCAGCGCUCGGCGUCCUCCUGGCCCUGGUGGGUGGCAAGUGUACCAACUGUGUGGAGGACGAGACCUCCAAGGCCAAGACCAUGAUCGUGGCCGGCGUUGUCUUUAUCCUGGCUGGCAUCCUGAUCAUCAUUCCCACUUCCUGGACCGCCCACAACGUUAUCCGGGACUUCUACAAUCCUCUGGUGGCCUCUGGACAGAAGAGGGAGAUGGGUGCCUCUCUGUACAUUGGCUGGGCUGCCUCAGGCCUGCUCAUGCUUGGAGGGGCUCUGCUGUGCUGCAACUGCCCACCCCGGAGUGAGAAGUCCUAUUCAGCUAAGUACACUGCUGCCCGCUCUGCCCCCACCAGCAACUACGUGUAGAGAGUAUCGGGAGGACACUGGACAGAAGGGGAAGAGGGGCGGUGAGGCCUGCUGUGGCUGUCCUUCCUCGCCCCCACCUCCUUACCCGGACCCUGCUUGGAUACAUCCUUUUUCCUUCCGUUCUCCCUGACUGUUUGGGCCCCGACGCUUGACAGAGAUUGGACUCUCCCUUGGACAGAGAGCCUGGCCCAAGCCCGUUUGUCUCCCUAUGCCUGGAGUCUGGGUAGGUGGGAGGGUAAGGGUGGGUUGGUGCCUGUUGGAAUCAGCAACCAAACAAUGCCGGGGGGAUGUCACCUGUUCUAGCUGGGGUGCCCCCUCCGGGUCCUCCUUUCUCUCAAAAACACCCUCACCUGACUCCUUCUGGGGGUGCCUGGAAACCUAGGGCUUUCUCUUCUGAGAAACGCAGAGGGAGUGGGCUGGGGGGCGGGAGUAGGGCCCUGCCUUUCUGGAAGACCGAAGCUGUUCGUGCAGUUUCCCAGAAAGAGAAAGAAGAGCUGUUGGUGGAGCUGGCUGAGAUCCCACUCCACUGCCUGGGGGCUCCUGGAAACGGAGAAGGAAGAGAUCCUUUAGCCAGGGGCUCAAUGUCACAGUCAGUGCUGGCUGGUUCCCUCCCCCCCCCCCCCCCCCCCCCCCCCCCCCCCCCGUCCUCCUGGACUCUGUGUGUGUGUGUGUGUGUGUGUGUGUGUACGUACCCUCAAAUGGGCACAUCCGCAAACCCAUUUCCAAUCCUGUAUGUAUCCUCCGUGGUCCCCAUAUCUCCUCCUUUUCCCUCUAAUCUAUGAGGGUUCAUCUUUUGUACUGCAGUUUCCUCUAGAAGUAAAAGGGUCCCAGAGGGGCCCUCUCUAAGGAAGCAGGGAGCCCGCCCACUCCAGCAGCUCACUGAAACUCAGCAUCUUGGAUAGGCAGGGGAUAGUUCAGGUGGCCCAGCCCCGUCUCCCAUCUCUGCCCUAGUGACAAGAGCCCCGAAGUGGGCCAACUGGUUUGGGAGGUGGGUGACUGAGGCAGGCCCAAGGGGGGAAGUGGCUCACCUUGUCUCCUCCCUGCUCUCUCCCAUUUCCCUGUUUGCAAAGUUCUCAGGACAAACAAACGGGGACGGGACUUUCCAGAAUCCCUGGUCUCCCUGAACCUCUCCCUCCCCAGAACCCUAGGUGACUGGCUCCCUCCCACCUCAGGGCAACUGAACUUUAGAAUAUGGGGGGAGCAGGGCAGGGCAGAGCCCUGGAGAAGAUGAUUCUGAGGAGCUAGGACUUGGGUGGGUUGGGGAGUAGUGAGUGCAGAUGAAGAGGCAUUUCUCUGUUUCCCCUCUCCCCCCAUGGUUUUGGGCAGCUUCCUGCCUAGGAUAAUGUUUCUGUUUUGUAAUUAAAAGUAUCCAUACAUUGUAAUUAUUAUUUUCUACAAUAAACUGGAUCUGUACAUGGAA